Molecule: messenger RNA, 3679 nt
Organism: Protopterus annectens (West African lungfish)
Lineage: Eukaryota; Metazoa; Chordata; Ceratodontiformes; Protopteridae
Gene: CEP104
Product: centrosomal protein 104
Exons: 25
Cellular component (GO): cilium
Molecular function (GO): protein binding
Source: RefSeq, a predicted model, not a curated record
GAUAAUCAGAAGAGGGUGGGCAAUAUGUAUGCAACAGUAUCUAAAGCAACAGCUUCUACUUCCCUGUAAUGUAUCUUCUAUGGAAUGCAUGGCAUCUAGAGGUGAGUUAUCCGCUAUUUACCUUUCGGCGAUCGCUACAAAGCUGUUACCGUUUGGAGGGUGCUCAAUACAGUACAUGUGAUGUGAGGGGAUUCUGUCCUGGGAGUCUCCAUUGGGUGUAAGACGAUUGAAGCUGCCAGCUGGUACAUAAUAAAAGUGCAUAUUAGUAACAUUGGAAAUUAUCAACUAAUACGUGGAGUUCGGAAGCUAUGGAGCUACUAGAAACCACUUAUGCCUAGCACUGCAGAAUGCCACAUAAGAUUGGAUUUGUUGUCGUUAGUUCCUCUGGACACGAGGAUGGCUACAGUGCCAAGGAGCUGGAAGUUCAUGCACCCACAGUCACUGGGUGGAGAUCACCAAGGUUCUGUUCAUACCCUCAAGAGAUUGUCUUCCAGAUGGUGGAACCAUGUAGGAUUCGUAAACUGCAGCUGCUUGCACAUCAGUACAUGAUAUCAAGUAAAAUUGAAUUCUUUGUCAGCAGCAGUCUGCCAGAGUACUUUACACCAUAUCAGUCAAACCGCUUUCGGCGGCUUGGUUACGUGUCCCUGUCAGACAAUCAGAAGACUGGUUUUAAAGCUCGGGAACUAAAGUCAGUCCAUCUUGAUGCAGUUGGGCAGUACCUAAAACUAACUUUCCACAAAAAUUAUGUCAACCGAUACAACUUGUACAAUCAGGUGGCAAUUGUUGCUGUUAAUGUUCUCGGUGAUCCUGUAGACUACAAUGAAGUCAACAACUUUCCUGCUAAGGAUAAGCUGAUUGAUCAGUAUCUUGGUCAUAGUCCUGAAGAUCCAGCCCUCAAUGGAACUUACAUUGGAAAACCAGAUGCAAUCUCACCUUUGGAUGACUUGGCCUUUGAUAUGUAUCAGGACCCUGAAGUUGCUCAGAUAAUUCGUAAACUAGAUGAAAAGAAACAGGAAGCAGUUCGAUCUGAACAUUAUGAGUAUGCAAAGAAACUUAAACAGGCAAUUGCUGAUCUCCAAAAGGUUGGUGAGCGUCUUGGUAGAUAUGAAGUAGAGAAGCGAUGUGCUGUUGAGAAAGAGGACUAUGACUUAGCCCAGCAAAAGAAGUUUCAGAUGGAUGAGUAUCGAAUGAAAGUAUACCAGCAACUGGAGUUGCACAAUCUCCUUGAUAUGGGAGUGAUACGCAGGCCUGCUGAACUUCUGCUGGAGCCUUUGACCUAUCACAGUAACUCAAAACCCCUAGAGUCACCACGACAAAAGACAGAGAGACUUCCAGAGAAACCAAAUAAGCCUUUAUCAGAGGAGCAGCAACCACAGCGUAUUUCUCCAAAACCUAUUGCAACCCAUCGCACACAGACUCCUCCUACCUCUCCAUCACCGCAGCAGCAUACUGUUCCAAAAAUUAAUAUUGAAUCUUUGCCGUAUGAUGAAAGACCACUGCCAGCAUUGCGAAAACAGCAGGAAAACAUGUCUGGUUAUUUAGAGCCAGAGCCACAAGAGUCAGUCCCUUCUGAUACCCCAAGAAGUGGUAUCACAGGAGAACCAGAACCACUGACUGAGAAAGCCUUGAGGGAGGCCAGCAUGGUUAUUGAGGUGUUUGGAGAGGCUUUGGUUGCAGGUGCUUAUUCAAAAACGUGGUCUUAUCGAGAAGAUGCAUUACUGGCAGUGUACAAAAAGCUGAUGGAAGAGCAUGAGGAAACCUCUAAAGAUGAACUGAAAAGCAUGUUGAGGGCAGCUGUUUUCCUCAUACAAAGGGCUGUUAAAGACAAAGUGUCAUCAGUGUUCCAGGCUUCUUUAAAGCUACUGAAAAUGAUUAUUACCCAUUAUGUUCCGAAACACAAACUGGGCAAAGUUGAGACCACCCACUGUGUGGAAAGAGUACUGCCAUUACUAAUCAGCAAAAUGGGGGACCCAACUUCUCGACUCAGGGUUACAGCUACUAAUUUUAUACAGGAAAUGGCACUUUUAAAAGAAGUGAGACCUUUGCAGAUUGUCCCAGCCCAGCUUGUUAAGCCAAUUAAAACAACACCUCCCUCUCACUUGUCUGUUAGUGAAAAAUCCUCGCUUAUCAAACUUAUCAAAGAGCUCAAAACCGAUUCCAAAGGUCGGACUGUAAAAAAUGGAAUUCUGUUUUAGUUUGCAGUACAUUCAUUUGAACAUGCUGCUUCUGAGGUGCGGGAAACAGGAGUUCGGAUUAUCCUCAACAUGUACAAGAAACACAGGGGUGCCAUACUGUCAUACUUACCUCAUGAUGAUGCAAAUACAAGGAAGAAUAUUCUGUAUAAAACCUUGUUUGAUGGCUUUGCAAAAAUUGACGGAAGGCCUACAGAAGCUGAAUCUAAGGCACAGAAGAAAGCAGCUGCAGAACAAGCAGAAAAACGGAAAAAUGAGGAGAUUUGGGCUCUUCAAGAACAGCUUGCAGCUCUAAAAGAUAUCCAGACAGAGGUGCAGUCUGGCAAGGAGAAGGCAAUGGAGGCACAGAAAAUGUCAAAGUCAGCUGAUCGAGGAAAGAAAACUAGUCCCGCUCUUCCCACUGAACCUUCAGGUGAUCAGGCGUCUGCUCCAAGCUAUUUUGACAAUUUAUGCAUCUUCUGUGGUGAGAGAGAUGAAUCAUUUACUGCAGAGGGCUUGGACAUCCACUACUGGAAAUACUGUCCUGUUCUGAAACGAUGUGAGCACUGUAAACAGGUUGUUGAAAUAGCCAGCCUUACAGAGCACUUGUUAACAGAAUGCGAUAAAAAGGAAGGUUUUGGAAAAUGUCCACGUUGUAGUGAAGCCAUCCCAAAGGAAGAAUUGACAGAGCACAUCAGGUCCAAGAGCUGUAACCCUGCAAAACCAGAAAAGGUAGCAAAUCGGUGUCCUCUGUGUCAUGAAAACUUCUCACCUGGAGAGGAGGCCUGGAAGUCUCACCUCAUGGGUAGGGAUGGCUGUAAAAUGAAUCCUCGACGUAUACAUUCCCUGCAGAGGACUCAGCUGCUGCAACAAGGAAAACUAGUGAACAAGCCAGGAGCUACAGGUACAAAGGGAAGAUCUCCUUCAGUAGCCAGCAAAAUUCCAGCUUUGAAAACAGGGACAAAUAAAACUACCAGCAAGACACCAUUGAGGCGGUGAUACAUACAGCAAUAUUUUAAGUUGUGGAGAAGAUCAUCACUGUCAAGAUUGCUUGCUUUAUUAUUGUGCUCUCCAGUUCUCUGUUUUGAGCCUGGCAAGAUUGUGCUGAUUUUUGCUGUCUUCAGUUUCAGUUUACAUUAAUUGGAGACGAGUAAAAAAAUCAAAUGUGACUGCUAAUUAGGCUAAAUACCACAUUUUGCUCUGGUAUCAAAUAGGAUCUGUUCAUAACAAUCAUACUGAUUCGUAAUUUUGUACCAUCAUCAGAUCAGAAUAAGUUAAAAAGUUAUUUUUUGUUUAUGCCAAACAUUUUUCAUUACUUCUAGUGUGUUCUGUGUGGAAAGAAAUACUUUUUGAUGGCAUGGUAAUAAUUUAUAGUUUUCAGUAUCUCUGAUAGCAAUAAACCUAAAGGACAGUUUUAAAACCACAGUAUUUAAAACUUGACACUGGUAGACCAUAUAAACAUAAAAUGUAAAGCUGCAGUAAUUAAAUUACACUUCAGUUAUGCAGUA